AUGGUUCUGUUUGAGGAACACACAACAUGGCUAUCGAUAUUGAUAGCUGUUGUCACAUUAACGACGCCUGUACUCUCAAGCUCACCGCGGGUAGUGUGCUACUACACAAACUGGUCGGUGUAUCGUCCGGGUACAGCAAAGUUCAACCCACAGAACAUCAACCCCUAUCUGUGCACUCAUCUCGUUUACGCUUUUGGAGGCUUCACAAAAGAAAACACUUUAAAACCCUUCGACAAAUACCAGGAUAUUGAGAAAGGUGGUUACGCUAAGUUUACGGGGCUCAAAACGUACAACAAAAAUUUGAAGACUUUGCUGGCUAUUGGUGGCUGGAAUGAGGGCUCAACGAGAUUCUCACCGAUGGUCGGUGCUAAGGAUAGAAGGAAGGAGUUCGUUAGGAAUGCUAUUAAAUUCCUUAGACAAAACCACUUCGACGGUCUCGACCUGGACUGGGAGUACCCAGCCUUCAGGGACGGUGGAAAGCCAAAAGACAGAGAGAAUUACGCCAAGUUAGUGAAGGAAUUGCGUGAGGAGUUCGAUAGGGAAUCUGAGAAGACUGGCAAGCCUCGUCUUCUCCUAACUAUGGCUGUGCCUGCUGGAAUUGAGUAUAUACAAAAGGGCUUCGAUGUGAAGACUUUAAAUCGAUACCUGGACUGGAUGAACCUGCUCACCUACGACUACCACUCGGCCUUCGAGCCCGCGGUCAAUCACCACGCGCCACUCUACCCGCUCGAAGAACCCAAUGAAUACAGCGUCGAUAAUGAACUUAAUAUUGACUACACCAUCAAAUUCUACCUCGAGAACGGCGCAGACCGCGACAAACUCGUCCUCGGCAUACCCACGUACGGCCGAUCCUACACACUGUUCAACCCCGACGCCGUGGAGAUAGGCUCACCGGCGGACGGGCCCGGCGAGCAGGGCGAUGCCACCAGGGAGAAGGGAUAUUUGGCGUAUUAUGAGAUCUGUGAAUCUCUGAAACCAAAAACCAAGAAACGAGCGAUCGCCUCAGAAGAAUAUUCGGAAGAAGAGUCAGAAGAAUCAGAAGAAGAAGAAGAAAAAGAAUGGACUAUUAUGUAUCCGAAUAAGAACGCGAUGGGCCCAGUAGCGUUUAAAGGCAACCAGUGGGUCGGAUACGAUGAUAUCGACAUUGUUAAGAAAAAAGCCGAAUAUGUUGCUGAAAAUGGACUUGGAGGUAUAAUGUUCUGGUCGAUCGACAACGACGACUUCCGCGGCACCUGCCACGGCAAGCCCUACCCGCUCAUAGAGGCCGCCAAGGAGUCCUACAUACUGAAACUGGGAUCCACAGACAAUGUUCUAGAGAAGGAAUCUUCAUCACAGACUAGAACUAAGUCGAGUGGUCGCAGGAGGAACCGGCCGCAGUCCAGCUCUACCACCACAACUACCACCCCCAAACCUAAAACCAAAAGCAGCAAGCGCAAGAGCAGCGCGGCCGCGAGCACGACGCCCGCCUGGAACAUCGUCACGCCGGAGCCGCCCACCACGCCCGACCCGGGAUCUGACUUCAAGUGCAAGGACGAGGGCUUUUUCCCGCACCCGCGCGACUGCAAGAAGUACUUCUGGUGCCUCGACUCCGGCCCCUCCGACCUCGGCAUCGUGGCGCACCAGUUCACCUGUCCCUCGGGUCUCUACUUCAACAAAGCAGCAGAUUCUUGCGACUUCGCCCGCAACGUCCUUUGCAAGAAACCAACAGAUACAACCAAAGCACCGACCAAAGCAACCACCGCCGCCAAGACAACCGAAGCCACAACCACCACCACAACCACAACAACCACGACAACCAGACGCCCGAUACGACUUACUUCUAGAAGCUCCUUGUUGUUUAGAACACCUCCUUCUACCACCACCACUACUACUACUCCUGAGCCUGAGGUAAGUGAAGAAGAAGAUGAGGUGACAGCAGAAGAAGUGGCAGAUAUUGAAGCAGAAGAUCCAAAGGUUAUUAAGGAACUGAUCGAUCUCAUUAAGAAAGUUGGUGGAGUGGAACAACUCGAAAAACAUUUGAAGUUAUCAGAGUCUUCUAGUUCGGGCACAACGGACGGUGUCGCCUCCACCACACCUUCUUCCUUCAAUAAGAAAUUGUACCAACGUGUAUUGGAGAAGACUAGAGGAAGGAACAAGUUCACCGGCAACAGCGUGAUCGAGAGCCAGUCGGGCAACAGCGUGUUGGAGGGCGGCGUGCAGAACAGCCGCCGCGCCCCGCAGAAUGAGGGGCUCGAGCGUGGCGCGGAUGCUGACAGACUGCUGAGGAGGGACAGGCCGCAAUACGUAACAAUCAACCGAUCUCGAUCAUCAUCGACCACACCGAUAUCGCCCGACAGCGAAGAGUUUGAAGAGGAAUCCGAAGAAGUCCAAGUAUCCAGAUCUAGGGAGAUCCCGCGGGAUUCGCUUUCGAGGGAAAAAGAGAGUGUCGCGACCAGCGCGCGCCCGCUGCAGUAUGUGAACAUACGACGGACCAGACCCACCAGUGCUGGGACAGAAGCUCCUGAUGAUUCUAGGAACGCGCUGUUCGAGCGCGCGGAGCCCUACGCGGCGGUUCGGGAGUCCCCGAACUCGCUGGACGCCGCGAGCGCGCGCCGCGAGAACAUUCCCGAAUACGUCACUAUUCGACGCUCUAGACCUACCGCUGAAACUACAACUCAGCAAUACGAAGCGUCAGAAGAAGAAAACGACAAAGAAUCUCAAGAGACAGCAUUAGAAAGAGAAAUUUCUUCACAAGUGGCGCAACCGCAAUACACGUCAGUAGUUAGAACUCGAUCAACCACUCUUCCUCCUGAACCUGAACUAAACACUCCCGAACCCACCACCAUCCUUUCUGUUCAAAUAUCUUCCCUACUAAAUGCGCAAAGUUCGGAAGAAGUACAAAGUCCCGUACCCGAACCAGUUCUAACGACUGAAGCCGAAACGACAACUACUUCCACUACAGUAACAACUACUACAACAUCUACUACUACUACUCCAGCCCCUACUACGACACGACGACCUCUUCUAAGGCGUCGAGGAUCAACAAUCCAAACAACUACUACCGAAGCACCAACAUCAACAACACAGGUGAGUUCUAGGAAUUAUUCUUUCAUACGCAGACGUAGACCCUUAUCCCAACCCAACGAAAUAUCAGAAUCUAAUGAAUCGGUCGAAAGUUUGCGAAAAAUAAGGUCGACUACACCAGAUAGUCGUGAAGUAGGCAGUGUGAAAGAUAGUGAUAGUGGAGUGGUCAAACGAUUUAGGAGUAAGUUCCGUAUAUCGCGGACUGAAGACUCUGUACCGGCUGCUGCGUCUCAAGUAGCAACAGAUCAGUUAGGUUCUCAAGUAGCCCAAGAUGUAUUAUUUACAGCUAUCGAUGUGGACACAUCGGAAAUUAUUGAUGGUAAUGAUAAUAGUGAUGAAGAAGUAGAAAGUAAUGAAAGAUUGCGUGGGAGGGCUCCUACAACGGUCGCUGAUAAAGCUUUAGAUAGUGAAGUAUCCGCAGCUACCAUAGAAGAAAGGCGACCAACUAAUAUCUUACCUAGAGGACGUGGAAGGUUUUCAACUUUCACGACAGUUGCUUUAGAAAAGUCGACAGAAGCCCCUGUAAGUAUAAAACGUCCAACACUUACUAGGUUUACACCACGUCCAUUCGCUAGAAGUACGGCAGCUAUAUUCAAAUCAGGAAAUAAUGUAAAUGAUGGGAAUAUUACAACCAUUCAAAGAUCACGUCCUCGCUUAACAUUUGGAAUAUCAAGAAAUACUAUUUCCACCGUUCCGCCGGUAUUGCAAGCUAGAAAAUUGCCAUUUACUAGGCAAUCUACAACUCAAACAUCAGUAGCCCCAGACAAUGAUGAUGAUGAAUUAGACAACAGAAAUGAUGACAUAAAACUAUCUGAGAGUGCAAUAGCUCUCAAAGAACACGAAGAGGAAGAAGAAGAAGAUCUAAAGUCAAAUAGGUCAGAUGAAAUAAUUGAAAAUAUACCUACUGCAGAAUCUGCUCCAGAUAGAAACGGAAAAAGGAAGUUUAGAGUUAUUCGCAGACGGCCAACACCUUCCACAACUGAAGAUUCUCUACCUGAAGCUAUAGAAACAACUACGCCAACAGUAACACGAAUUCGUAAAAUUAUAAGAAAGAAAAUAAAGUCUCCUGAGGAAGAAAUUGAAAUUUCAACGAAGCUAAUAGGAUUAGUGAACGCUGGAUUCAAAGAUGCGCCGAAAGAUUUUAUCAAUUAUGGGGAAAAGACUCGAACGACAACACCCACAAUUCCCGUAGAAGAAUACAGAACGGAUACAACUGAAAAGGAUAAUGAGGAGGAAAUAGUACCAGUAACUGAAAUACUAAAAGAAACUACGACUAAUAUAGUAAAUCACAAAGACAAUAUAGAAAAUACCAAUAUAACUUCAGAAGCCAAAAAAGAAAAUCUAAAUAUUGAUCAUGAAAAUGUAGAAGAAGAAAACCAUAAUGAAACAUUAAUUUUACACAAACAUGUAAUGGAAGAAGAAAAGCCUGAUGUUAUUAUAAAGACAGAAGAAAAAACGUUAGAUUUGUCAGAUGUCGAGAAAGAAUCAAAAAUUGAAGAUAUUAAUGGCCUGAAAGAAAAACAAAAUUCUUCGAAGUCAGAGACAAACACUGAAAAUGUUUUCAUAACUGUAGAAGAAAAAAGUAUAUCCAUAGAAAGUAAUGUCAAUACUACAACAAAAGAAUCAUCAGAUAACAAGCAAAGCGCAGAAAAAGAUGGCGAAGAUUCUACUAUAGAAUUAUCUGGCACAGAAACAGUAAUAACUGAAACUACAACAACGAGUACAACCAAAUUAACAUCACCAACACCAAGAUCAAGAUCACCAUAUAGACCCGCAAAACGACUAUUCACAUCAACUACAGAAUCUACACCAUCGAGUAGUAGAACUUAUAGUCGUAAAUAUAAUCCUGGAGUAUAUACAAGCCCGGCAACUGUCGACAGACCAGGUACUUUUAGCCGUGGUACUACAAAAAGACCUCUAUUUUCUAGAACAUUCACUAGAAGAACAUUUCCUCCAGUGAGGACUACUCCAAAACCACAAGAAGAAGAUGAAGAAGAGUACUCAGAUGAAGAAAUUUUAGAAGCAGAGCCUGAAAAUCCAUUUGCUAUUGUUCCACCAAAUAAACUAUUUACGAGAAAACCAAACCACUCCGAAGAGUAUGAAGAUCUAGAUGAAGAAGAAGAAGAAGAAGGUAAUAAUGAGGAUUUAGAAGUACCUGAAGAUGAAAUAGAGGAAGAAGAGGAACAACCAAUAAGUUUUAAGCCAACGUCUAAAAAGCCUUCAUUCAAACCACGUGUUAUUAAUUCGAAUACUUUUAGAACUUCUACAUCCACCACAGAAAUACCAAAACCUUUAAAUAAUCAAAAUAAAACUAUUAUUUACAAUAGAUUUAGUAGUAACAAGCCUGUUAAUGACACUAAAAAACGUGUUCAAAACGUGCCAAUUGGCUACGGUGGUCCUAAGCCGGCGCUAAGUUUGAUUCCUAAAAAUUCAACGAAACUUACUAAAAAUAUUGUAUCUCAAGAAUCAGAAAAAAUAACAACGCCUCCUUCAAACAACAAUGCUGAAACAACUACAGAAAAUGAUGAUGAUUAUCUUUCGAUGUCCGAAUUAACUACGACACCUACCAGUGAAAUCGAAGUAGGAACAGUAGUGGAAGAAAUGGAAGUUAAUAACAGCACCGAUGACUAUUUAGAAUAUACUACGAAUUAUCCAACUUCUCAAGACACAACAGUUAAUUUGCAAACAGAUGUAGCUAUUGAAAGCCAAACUUCUACUGAUGCACCUACCGCAAGAAAAGUUGUAAGUGUAACAGAAGCUAUAACUGAAUCAUCACCCGAACCCACAAUUGUUGCCCCUGUUUCGCCUAUAGUAAAAACACAAUUUGACAAACUCUUUUCUAUAAGUAGAGUCGUUGAAGUGUCAUCAAAAUCAGAAAAACAUCGAUUAAAUAAAAACAAUGAAACCACGUUAAUAGAAGAAGGAAAAAUUAUGGUAGAAAAGAAACCUACCGUAGAUAAAAUUGGCGAAGUAAGUAGAUUUAGCCUAAUAAAAAUAGUCGAAGAUGAAAUACCAAUUUAUCUAACAAAAUAUGGUCAUAUUUAUCCUGUAGAUAAUCCUCCAUAUAAUCCAAUUCGUAUUGACGAAGCUCGUAAUGCAAGAGCUCUAGUUGACUUUUCUGAUAUACCUAAAGAAAAUUUAGUUGCUUCUGAAAGUAUGAAUGAAGCUUAUCGUCAUGUAAAUCGAGUUGUCCACCCAACGAAAUCAUCUGAUAAGGGACACGUAGAGCAUAUACCGAGCGAUGACUUUCUGAGCUAUGUUAAUGAUGACAAAAAAACAGAUAAAUCGGAAGAAAAUGACUCUUAUCCACAAUGGCAAUUUAUUCCUGCGGCUUAUGAAAAUGAAAAAUCAAAUCUAGUUAAAGCUAAAAGUUUUGGUAUAGUUACACCUCGCUUGAUGACAACGGAUCCAUCAACUUUGCCUUUGGAGUCAUUAUUCAGAACAGAAAAUCCCAUGCCAAGAAAAGUUAACGAAGAUAAAGACAAUAAGCCCUUUGUUGUGUAUUCUGCCUCCAUUUCUAAUGAAGAAAAAGAAGCCAGCCUUGUAAAACUGAAAAUAUUGAUACCCCAAACUGCUAGAAAUAUAGUAACCUUUGCCAAGGGCAGAGAGUUUAAGGGUCCUUCCGUAGAGGAAUCAACGAUAAAAUACCCGAUUAGUAUAUCGGUACUGGAAAAAUCUCCUGAAUACAUUCACACGUCAACCCCUAUGAGUACAUCCACAGAUGCUAAAACAAUAUCUUCAUCAACGACAACUGAAACUUUAAGUACUUUAAUGACAUCAACAGAAAACAUAAUGACUAGCCCAAUAUUAGAACUAUUGACAACUGUUGCCCCAACGAUUUCACAGUCCGAAGCUGAUUUAUAUGAAAAAACAACGGAAUUACCGUCUCCAACACAAACAACUACCGAAAUAUCUGCCACCGAGACAACAGCUGAAGAAACAACCACAGUCACAAUAUCACCAGUUGACGCCAAGAGAGCAAAAUAUGGGUUGAGAAGACCUAUCAUAAGACCCUCAAAUUUUACUAGAUUGGCUUCAGCACCAAGAACUGUAUCUAGAGUAACUAUUACCCCGAAACCAAUUCAGAGAGCAAAUAAAACUUCUAGUUUCAGUCCGAAUAAGACGCGAUUUUCAGCAAAUAGGGCUCAAAAUGUACCAAUAGAUAUAAGAAAAAAAACUACAACAAAAGUAGCUAGAACCUUUACUACAGAAACUCCUCGGUCGACUACCGAAAGGAGGGUGUUCAAACCAAUUAGACCAGUGAGACCGGCAUUCGUUCCCAGAAGACAAACAACUCCCCCGCCUACUGUCGACGCGGAAACG
Messenger RNA from Brenthis ino (lesser marbled fritillary), 7386 nucleotides. NCBI's taxonomy places the organism in Eukaryota, Metazoa, Arthropoda, Insecta, Lepidoptera, Nymphalidae. The record is from the annotation of a GenBank genome assembly.